Messenger RNA from Jaculus jaculus (lesser Egyptian jerboa), 7246 nucleotides. RefSeq names its product STE20 like kinase (gene Slk). The record is from RefSeq and is a predicted model, not a curated record. The transcript has 20 exons. Gene Ontology annotation, biological process: protein phosphorylation. The coding region runs from base 110 to 3802 and encodes 1230 amino acids. Lineage: Eukaryota; Metazoa; Chordata; Mammalia; Rodentia; Dipodidae. Gene Ontology annotation, molecular function: protein serine/threonine kinase activity; protein binding; ATP binding.
ACUUCGCGGUGACACGGGCCUAAGGGCGCCCGCGGCCGCCGCUGCGAGCCGGGCGUGUGGCGACGAGCGUCGCGGGCAGUCCGGGAACUCUGUUGGAAGGAAAAAAAAAAUGUCCUUCUUCAAUUUCCGUAAGAUCUUCAAGUUGGGCAGCGAGAAGAAGAAGAAGCAGUACGAACAUGUGAAGAGGGAUCUGAACCCCGAAGAGUUUUGGGAGAUUAUAGGAGAAUUGGGGGACGGAGCCUUUGGGAAAGUGUACAAGGCCCAGAAUAAAGAAACCAAUGUUUUAGCUGCUGCCAAGGUGAUUGACACUAAAUCUGAAGAAGAGCUUGAAGAUUAUAUGGUUGAGAUUGAUAUAUUAGCAUCUUGUGAUCACCCAAACAUAGUCAAGCUUCUAGAUGCCUUUUACUAUGAGAACAACCUUUGGAUCCUCAUUGAAUUUUGUGCAGGUGGAGCAGUAGAUGCUGUGAUGCUUGAACUUGAGAGACCACUAACUGAGUCCCAAAUACAAGUAGUUUGCAAGCAGACUUUAGAGGCAUUGAAUUACUUACAUGAUAAUAAAAUCAUCCACAGAGACCUAAAAGCUGGAAAUAUUCUUUUUACCUUAGAUGGAGAUAUUAAAUUGGCGGAUUUUGGAGUAUCAGCUAAAAACACCAGGACAAUUCAAAGAAGGGAUUCCUUUAUUGGCACACCAUAUUGGAUGGCUCCUGAAGUAGUCAUGUGUGAGACGUCAAAGGACAGACCCUAUGACUAUAAAGCUGAUGUUUGGUCACUGGGUAUCACUUUAAUAGAAAUGGCUGAGAUAGAACCACCACAUCAUGAGUUAAAUCCAAUGCGUGUGCUGCUAAAAAUAGCAAAGUCUGAGCCCCCAACAUUAGCACAGCCAUCAAAGUGGUCUCCAAAUUUUAAGGACUUUCUAAAGAAAUGCCUGGAAAAGAAUGUGGAUGCCAGGUGGACCACAUCUCAACUACUGCAGCAUCCCUUUGUUACUGUUGAUUCCAACAAACCAAUCCGAGAAUUGAUUGCUGAGGCAAAGGCUGAAGUAACAGAAGAAGUUGAAGAUGGAAAAGAGGAAGAUGAUGAUGAUGAAACAGAAAAUUCCCUGCCAAUACCUGCAAGUAAGCGUGCCUCCUCUGACCUCAGUAUUGCCAGCUCUGAAGAAGAUAAACUCUCACAAAAUGCUUGUAUUUUGGAAUCUGUAUCAGAAAAAACAGAAAGCAAUUCUUUGGGAGAUAAAUUUAGCAGCAAAGUUCUUGAUGAAAAACUCACCACAGAUGAACCUGAAAAGUCUGUGAAGGGUGGUCCUGAACAGGCCAAUGGUGCUAACUUAGACACUGCUGGAAUGUAUGAGCAUGAAAGAGAGAAAAAGAGACCCAAGCUUGAAAAUCUAUCUGACACAGAAGACCAGCAAACUGUGGACAUUAAUUCAAUCAGUGAAAGAAAUAAGAAUAAUAUAAUAACUUUAGAAACAAAUCUGAAACCUGAGGAAGAAAGGAAUAAAGAAAACCAGGUAGUAUUUGAGAAUAAACUUAUACAACCUGAAGAAAUUAAAGAUAUUAGUAUUCAAACAAUGGAAUUGGUUUCUGAAGAGACUGGAGAAAAAGAGACAGAUAUUCAAGCAAUUGACAAUGAAGUUGAGCUUACAAAGGAAGGGACCAAAGAAAAAUUGGAAAAAGAUGAUGAAACUCAAAAGGAUGUCAUCAGUGAUAUAGGCAAUGUGGAAGGAACAAGUGAGGCAACUGAUACUGCUCAGAAGGCGGUAGAGAACAGUUCUGAGGAAGCUCAAAGUAAACAUGAGGAAGAAGUGGUUGAAGUAACUCAGAAAUUGAUAAUAAAUAAGCCCAAGGAGGGUCCCAAGGGUGGUGGCACUGAGGAAGGGCCUCUUGUUAAGGAGGUACUUGAGACUAAAGAGAUUGAUCAAAACUCUGUGGAAGGUGAAAAUGAGGAUCAACUAGUCAGCACUUCAGAGACCAUAGUAGAGACCAGUAAGGAGCCUGGGACAAAUGAAGUUGCAGUAACUGAGCCAAGCGGCAAAGAGGAGAUAGAAGUCAGAAGUACAGUGAUUGACACUGAUCACAGGGCUGGAGGAAGUGAAACUCAGGAUGUUCAGGAAACUACCACUAAAAUAGAUAUAGAGGAUAAAGAAAUUCCACUUGAAGUGCCAAGUAAAGCAGAACCUCAAGUUCCUGUAGCCUCACAGCCCAGUGAGCCUCAGCCUGUUCCAAUACCCAGUAUUAAUGUCAACUCUGAAGAUAGAGAAAGUAAAGGUGAAGUGGAUACUUUAUCAAAAGCUGAAACCAUACUGCUACCAGAAUCUGAAAGUCAAAAAGAAAAUGAUACUGACUCAGGCACUGGUUCCACUGUAGAUAACAGCAGCAUUGACUUGAACUUGUCUAUCUCCAGCUUCUUAAGUAAAACGAAAGACAGUGGAUCCAUAUCUUUGCAAGAAACAAGAAGACAGAAGAAAACACUGAAGAAAACACGCAAAUUUAUUGUUGAUGGUGUAGAAGUGAGUGUAACAACAUCAAAGAUAGUUACAGAUAGUGAUUCCAAAACUGAGGAAUUGAGGUUUCUCAGACGUCAGGAACUUCGAGAAUUAAGAUUUCUUCAAAAAGAAGAGCAAAGAGCCCAACAACAGCUCAAUAGCAAACUACAGCAACAAAGAGAACAAAUUUUCAGGCGCUUUGAACAAGAAAUGAUGAGUAAGAAGCGACAGUAUGACCAAGAAAUUGAGAAUCUUGAGAAGCAGCAGAAGCAGACAAUUGAACGACUGGAGCAAGAACACACGAACCGUUUGCGAGAUGAAGCCAAACGCAUCAAAGGAGAACAAGAGAAAGAGCUGUCCAAGUUUCAGAAUAUGCUGAAGAACAAAAAGAAAGAGGUUAUAAAUGAAGUGGAGAAAGCACCCAAAGAGCUGAGAAAAGAGCUCAUGAAGCGCAGGAAAGAGGAGCUUGCACAAAGCCAGCAUGCUCAGGAACAAGAAUUUGUUCAGAAGCAACAACAAGAAUUAGAUGGUUCUUUGAAAAAGAUCAUCCAACAACAGAAAGCAGAGUUGGCCAAUAUUGAAAGAGAGUGUCUAAAUAACAAACAGCAGCUCAUGAGAGCACGAGAAGCUGCAAUUUGGGAGCUGGAAGAACGACACUUACAAGAAAAACACCAGCUGCUUAAACAGCAACUUAAAGAUCAGUAUUUCAUGCAACGACAUCAGCUUCUUAAACGUCAUGAGAAGGAAACAGAACAAAUGCAGCGUUACAAUCAACGACUUAUUGAGGAAUUAAAAAACAGACAGACUCAAGAAAGAGCAAGGCUACCCAAGAUUCAGCGCAGUGAAGCCAAGACUCGAAUGGCUAUGUUUAAGAAAAGUUUGAGGAUUAACUCAACAGCCACACCAGAUCAGGACCGUGACAAAAUUAAACAGUUUGCUGCACAAGAAGAAAAAAGGCAGAAAAAUGAGAGAAUGGCUCAGCAUCAAAAGCAUGAAAACCAAAUGCGGGAUCUUCAGUUGCAGUGUGAAGCCAAUGUCCGAGAACUGCACCAGCUGCAGAAUGAGAAAUGCCAUCUGUUGGUUGAGCAUGAGACUCAGAAACUGAAGGAGCUAGAUGAAGAACAUAGCCAAGAACUGAAGGAGUGGAGAGAGAAACUGAGACCUAGGAAAAAGACACUGGAAGAAGAGUUUGCCAGGAAACUACAGGAACAGGAAGUGUUCUUUAAAAUGACUGGGGAGUCGGAAUGCCUUAACCCGUCAACACAGAGCCGGAUUUCCAAAUUCUAUCCUAUUCCCAGCUUGCAUUCCACUGGAUCCUAACACUCGGAAGCAUUCUGUGGUCAGCUUUGGCUUUUAAAAUAUGUUGUUCUGUUCUCUUCAUCUUCUGCCACAAUAUAUAUUGCUCACAAAGACAAUCGCCUGUUUCAUCUUCUAGGUGUUUUUUUUUUGUGGGGGGAGUGUGGAUUUUUUUUUGUUGUUGUGGUUAAGUGAAGAUGAAAGGAAAAUGAACUGAGACAGUCAUCUAUGUUGGCAUCUUGCAAGAAUUCCCUAAGGUGAUCUUGUAUAUUAACCUUAAAUAUUGUAUACUUUAGACACUGUUGCUGGAAAACCUGUUAGAGAAAUGGUUAAUUUUAAAAGAACUGUUACAUCACUAAGUAUUAAUAAAUAUCUUUCUAGCAGACUUAGCUUUUCAAUGAUGCCUAAAUUCUAUAGUUGGAAUUCUUCUGUACAGAGUGGGAAUAAUUUUCUUUUGGUGAAUCAAGCUUUCACAAAAAACAAUGAGUUGCUGAAAAAUGUGCUACUGAUUCAGUAAAUACAUAUAUUUUAUUGUAAAUGGGAACACAGUCUUUUUAAGGAGAAAAAUUAUUGCAGUAACUUGUCAUAAUCAUCUGCCUAUUUAGGCAGUAGCUAAUAAUGAAGGUGCUAUGUUUAUUAAGAUAGUGCCUAAACACCAAAUUUUGAUGACACGUAACACAGAACUUUCUUUUUGAUCAACAGGGACAAACACUUUUAACAUUAAGUAUUACUUUUUUUAAAAAAACUCUUGUUCCUUUACUGUGUAAUAGAAAAUUUCAUUCUAAAACAUAUAUUGUACAAAGCUUGGGAAGAUGAAGAAAACUAGCUUUUCAAUGUGCAAAUUGGACAUAUAAGACUGAGCACAUUGUAGGUCAUAUCCAGUCAGUUAUCCAGUCAGUUCUCCCAGAUAGUUCCUCAAAUCAUACAUGAGCCUCUCUAUACCUUAGCAACUUCUGUUCAUUUAUAAAAACCCUUAAUGGCCAUUAUGCUCUGAGGCACAUUUAUAAAUAUAUUUUCUGAAAUUAAUCUUAACAAAAGACAUUUGUUCAAAGUAUUUUUUUAACAGAGGUCUUAAAAAUUUAAUAUUAAGCACAUAUCAAAAAUGACUUGUUUUGAAAUGAGGUUGUUGUACAUUUUGUUUUCAUUCUAUUUCUUGCUUAAAUUAUUUACUUUCAGUGGUAAAAGCCUAAGUCUUUAUCAUGUGGUUUUUGACAUGUGUAACUAUUAAUGAAAUGUUCACUCUUAGUCCCUUUCAGUGCUUAGAAUUUCAGCCUUGUGUCAGGUCACACAGUAUUAGAAACAGCCCUCUGGUGGGGCACAGUACACCUGUGAGUGAUAGGCUGCCUGCCACUUACACCCUCCCUCUCAGAGUGUGGGCACCGAAGUGUACAUGCUUCAGCUUUUAGUUAUAUCUUGAGACUGGCGAAAAACUUAAAUGUAAUAUUGUGGGAACAUCAUAUUAAAAAUGUAAAUGCCUGUAGCACUUUCUUGGAGUUAAUUUGAAAACUUUGGAUGCUGAACUUGAUCUGUGGUUUAGAUGAUUUAAAAGUGCAUGUGUAAUUUUAAUUUUAUAAUUGUUUUGACAAGCAUUAUUUACCUGGACAACUUUGUAGUUAGCCUUAACUUUUGGCCAAGUUUGUUUUUUAUAUAAAUAUAAAUAUAUAUAUAUAUAUAUAUACACAUACAUCUAUAUUAUGUAUUGUAAAUUGAUACACUUAUUAAUGUGUUACUGUAUACAAAACUCUUAAUGCUUUAUUCUCAAAUGCUGGGUUGAAAACUGUUUUUGAAAGCCUUUAAAAAUAUAUAUCUUUAUAAAGUAAUAUUCAGGAUAAUGAUGGAAAUUGUUUAUAUUGUUAUGAUAAAAAUGAUGGUAUAAUAUUUCCCGGUGUAUUUAAUGGCUUAUAUGAAGAGGGAAAGGGGAAGACACACUAAUCCCUUUGAAGUUUUCAGCUUAUUGGCCUUUUUAACAUGAAUAUCUCCAGUCAGUGGACAUUUUUUCUCAAUAUCAUUUAAAUAAUUUUAGAGAUAAUUUGGUUUGUGUAUUUGAUCUUCCUGUCCCUUUCACCUUAACAUCCAGAGAGUAUUGUGUCCAGGAGGGAGCCUCAAAGUGGAGCUGGGGACCGAGCUCAGCAGCAGCUCUGAGUCUUCCUUCAGCUUGCCCUCUGCACUGACUGUUCAUGCUGCAGUUUUUGUUCAGACAAGACUACAUUCAUGUUCAUGCAGGACUGUACCCUGCUAUGUGUGUGGAAGGGAGCAUUCAUCUUAAAACAUUAGGUUAUAGAACUCUGCUCAAAAAGUGUUUGGUUAUAGGAUAUGCUGUUUAUAGCCAUACCUGCCUGCCUCUUGUGAGGCCUUGUAUCAAGUAGAUAAUAGCCAUCUUUCUUUCUUGCAUGGGUUGUAGGUGGGGAGUGGGUGAGGCACACAGAUUUCUUUAAAAUCCAAGAGCACAACCAAAUCCCUUCCUAACUAGGUUGUUUGGUUGCUGGGGCAGAAUGUGCCGUGAAGAGCAUGAAAAAAGUCUCCAUUUAUGCACCCUGAACAGACACCUCCCCUCUUCCCUCCAUGCAGUGGACACGCCAGACCUCUACAUUUCUGUGGGUCCAGCUCCUACAACGCAGCACCGGGCUGCCUUUCCUGGUCCUGCCAGUCCCCGGGCUGUGCAUUGCUGAGUUAGCUGCUACUCUACAUGAAGUCACAUUAGGCUUUUUCUUACCCUUUCCUGUGGGGCAGCUGUCGAUGGGAAAGGAUGCAACAUAGACUGCUUUACUUCGCUGAAAGUUUGAACUUUCUUAUAUGAUAGGAUGCAGCAAAUUGUAACUCAGUAUAAAGCAGAACCAGAGCUACCUCGAAGUAGUGUUUCCUCAAGCACAAGCUCUCAGGCGUAUGAGACCCUCUGGAGGGCUCUCUUGAGCAUCAGCAAGUUUCAGAAGUGACUGUUUUGUACUCUUCCAGUUCCCUUGUAGCUACAUAUUUUUACCCAUUCCACACUAUAUUUCCAUGACAAAGACUAUAUACCGAAAAGCCACAUUUGACAAGAUUAUAAGCUAGAAGUAGUGUUGAAUAAAGAAAAGCCUAGAACUACAGUGGAAGAAGAGACCUUCACACUCUUCUGAUUAGGUAAAUAAAUUUUCUGGGAAGUGACCUGUUGUAGGGCACAGAUAAUACUUUAAGUACUUUUCACAUAUUGAAGGCACAUCUGUCAAGGCCUUACUGUUGCUUUUCAGUGGCUGACAUGGCUUUGAUAAUGCUUUAAAGUUCCUGCUACAAAGCUUGAAAUAGGGUCUUACUAGUUUUAAAUGUUGGCUGCUGCUGCUUAAAAUGUGAUCCUUUGCAGGGUAUUAAGUUCACAAGCUAAGUUUUCAAAGACAAAAUUUGUUUCAAACUGUGCUUUGUGUCUGUUUGGGAUCAACAUGGUUUUUUUCAAUCAUGGAAUUGACAAAAAAAAAUAAAAGUUAUUUCUACAUCUGU